CUCGGGCCCGCUUAUCUUAGGCUUGGGCCCCAUUACACAGCGGCUGGAAACUUUUGAUCAUGGAAGGUGACUUCGGGACCAUAUAAUGCCGCCACGCUUAAUUUUUUUCAACCGCCGACCUCGUUUUCAGACCCCACUGACUGGAAAAACUGGCACGGAAACCAGGCGAAAAGAUUUCAAUCCUCCCGACUCGGGCGGGUUCCUAUUCCUCGCAAGAGAUGGCGCUGCCGGCGCCGGGAUAUACAAUUUCAGUUCGACAUCGUCCAACGUGCAAGUGAACAACCUUAGGCGUGCCUUGGAGAAGGGCGAGAAGUACACUGCCCAAGAUCUGAUCUAUAGCGGCGCCUUGAGUCAGGAUCCCGACUUCUUGGCGGUCUCGUCCCUUCUGAAUGCAUUCCUGAUCGGGAUAAUUGGCGGGAACCGUCUGAUUGGUACGGAGGUCCCGCCUCAGGCUGCUGCUCAGUCGUCACGCUUUUCCCGCCUACCGUCAUCCCGCUCCCAACAGAGUCUGACAGCCCAGGAGACGACCUUGCCUUUUAUUUUGGAAAGAUUCCCGGUGUCCUCCGACCUCGAUGGUGAGGACGCCGGCGCUAUCAAUGCGUCCUUGCGGUACGUGCUUCAUAGCCGUGAGGAAGCCGGCUAUGGUGGAGAUGAUGAUGAUGAUGAUGACGAUGAUGAUGAUGGCGGUGGCUUCGUCGUUCUGCACCGUCCCGAAGAUGUUCUGGCGCACCGUGACCGUCUGAUCGCUCUGAUCGAGGAGCGAACUCGCCUCAGCAACAGAGUAGCGAGUCUGCUCCUUGAUGACUACAGGGGGGAGCAUCAGCGGUUGCUCAGUGAGUGGGGGCAGAACAGUCACCGGGUUCUGCAGAGAGUACGUGUCAGAGCAGAGAGCGCACAAGGAGGAGGAGGAGGAGGAGGAGGAGGAGGAGGAGAGGAAGCAAGGCGAGAUGCUGGGGCUUCCUGUCUCGUCUGUCAUGAUGAUUAUGCCAACGACUUUGCUCCCUCACCGAUGGGCUGUGACCAUAUCAUCUGCUGGGAUUGCCUGCGCAAGCACCUCUCUGCUCAGGUUUCCGUGAAUGAGGUUGGGCAUUGCGUCCAGCAGGGGUGCAAUGAAGAAUGGCCAAGGAGCGUGGUGAGGCAAGCUCUGGACGCUGCUACCUUUGAUCGCUACCUGAGCAUCCUGGCGAACAGAUGUGUACAGCUCAGCGUGAACCUAACAUGGUGCCCAAGUCCUGAUUGCAAGAAAGCAUUGUAUCGAAAGGAUGUGGUGGCUUCAAGCAGCAGUAAGGCGGUGAAGCUUGCUACACGACUUGUUGCGAGGUGCAGUUGUGGCCACAUGGUUUGCUGGAAUUGUCGUGAGACAGCACACGAGCCUGCCACGUGUGAUCAGAUGGAAAAGUGGAAAGAACGAGGCAGCUGGAGUGGUAUACAACAACAGAGGGACAGAGAGGAAAUUGAGAACGCCAGGUGGAUCACUGGAAAUGCAAAACCUUGCCCACAUUCAUCGUGUGGAGCUCCGAUCAACAAGAACGAGGGCUGCAACCACAUGACAUGCAGAUGCGGACAUCAGUUCUGCUGGUUAUGUCUGCGAGACUGGAGAGGACACGACUCAGGCAGCUGCCCCCGUGUUGCAGGAGAAGUCCAGAAGAACCUUGAAGCAAAGAGGGCCGCCCUUUUGGAGAAGGCAAGAGUAUUGCAGUUGAGAAAGCCUUAUGACCCACAACUGCAGAAGCAUGUCAGCUUCGAAAGCAACGACGACGUGUGGCUGGCGGGACGACGGCGUCGUGCUGCGGAAAAGGGCCCGGUGGCGGCGGAGGCCACGUCCAGAGGGUUCCCUCAUCUGCUCCCGCAGCGUGUUGUGCUUCCAUCGCUGCGGAAAAGGGCGCGGUGGCGGCGGAGGCCACGUCGACUGCGCGUUGCUCUUCGCGUCCGUGCGCGGGGUUGUGAGCGGAGGAAAGGGGCCAUCUUCUCAACGGACGUCUUCGGGACCAUCGUCCGGCGCGGGAGGACGAGACAGACGACAGCGGAACGACGGGCUAUGGAGGGCGGCGCCGCGGCUAGACGUGAUGCGCUGAGUCAUGGUGAGCUGCAGGCGGUGGCGGCGGCCGUGUCGACGAUCGUUCUUCGAUGUCAGCAGGAGAGGGCGCUGGGGCGACUGAAGGAGCAUUUGCGCGCGCGUAGACGGAGGACGUUGACGCAAGAUCCGCACGAUGGUGCCGAGUUCGUGGCGACGUCGGAAGCUGUUGUUCAUCUGUGCUAUGCGUUGGGCUGCAGAGUGAUACCCCGCGCGACGCCGCGGUGGUGGGUGAAGCGCAGGACAGGAGGAACGUGGGAAAACCUCAGGCUAUGCGACGACGCGACUGACGACUACUUCCGCGAUAAGCUGCGAAUGUCGCCGCGAGUGUUCCGGGAGAUCGCGGAGGCGUGUGCGCCUCAUCUUCAGCGGCAGGUGACGCUCUACAGGGAGCCUUUGCAGCCGGACCAGAUUGUGGCGUACGCACUGUACAGGUGGGCUUCAGGUGAGAUGUAUGAGAGCAGCACGUGCAACUUCGGGAUCGGACGAGCUUCUGGGCUGAUUGCCGUCCACGACGUGACUGCCACGCUGCUGAGGGUGUUCGGCGAUAAGAUAGCGUGGCCGACGGGAGUUCGUAAACAAGUCGUUGUCGACUUGGACUUGCGUGUGUUGGACGUGCACAUGGGAUACCCCGGUAGCUGCCACAACAUCAGGGUGCUGCAGUUGUCCAGCCUGUCGCUGCGCACGAAGGAGGGGUCGUUGUUCCGCGGGCCCCCCGUCACACUGCCGUUCGGUGUGAAGACGAACGGUUACCUUCUGGCGGACAAUGGGUACCCACCUGCCGAAUGGAUGGUCGUCCCGUACGGCCGUAUCAAUCAGAGCGUCGAUCAGGAGCGGUUUGACAACAAGCAGAAUGUGGCAAGGGGAGCGGUGGAGAGGGCGUUCGGCAGGCUGAAGGGCAUGUGGCGGCUGUUUCUCCAAACACACAAGACAAACCUGGAGACGCUCCCGCAACUGUUUACCGCCGUCUGCAUAUCGCACAACUUACUGAUCGACGCGGGGAUCCCCUUCGACAAGAAUCUGUUGUGGGAGGUCGACGGUAAUGGUGUGCGACGACGAGUGGACCUGGGGAUCGACGAGCCCCUCCAGCCUGUGUCGAUGUUGACGUCGACCCGCGAAGCCUUAGCCCUGAGGCAUGCUUUGGCGGAACGAAUGAAACACGAAUGAGUCGUGUAUCAUUCAUGGACGACAGCACAUGAAGAUGGCUUAAUUGCAACAAUGG
Molecule: messenger RNA, 3296 nt
Organism: Chara braunii
Lineage: Eukaryota; Viridiplantae; Streptophyta; Charophyceae; Charales; Characeae
Source: the annotation of a GenBank genome assembly